CACUUUAAACUUAGACUUGAUAAAAAAAACCUAAAUCAGAGUAUUCCUGAGUAUCAUUCAGAGAGUGCAGCUGAUGUUGGGGAAACGCAGGAAAAGAUGGAACCGGUUGAUGAUGAGGACAAUAAGUUUGAAGCAUCAAACAUUGGAGGAAUAUCACAUGAUGAUACCAACAUUAAAACUACCUCAUCCUAUGAACCACAAGGGGCCACAUCAACAGAAAAUGUAGUGGAAGUAAGAAAGGAAAGCAAAGAUAUUCCUUAUAGUUCGGAAAUUUCUGGAAAUUUGCAGAUAGAGGUAAAAAACAUUUCAGAAGAUCCAGAUAAAAAAAUUACUAUGACUGACUUUGCGGGACAGUGUGCCUAUUAUGCCUCACACCAGAUUUUUCUGAGUCCCCGGGCAUUCUUUAUUCUGGUGCUCAAUAUGGAGAAGAAGUUUGAUGAUAAAGUUGGAGAAGAAGUAUGUUGUCAGGAAGGCUCCAUUUACAGGGGAUGGACAAAUAGAGAUUAUCUUGAAUUUUGGAUGAAGUCCAUUCAUCAAUACAGCAGUGAUAAGGCUCCUGUGAUCCUGGUUGGUACACACAGUGAGAACAAAACAGAUGAGGAAAAAGAAUUGUUUUUCCGUGAAGUAUGGAAGAUUCUAGACAUGAAGAAGAAGUCUUUGCACAAACAUAUUGAUGUGAAGCGGCGAUUUGCAGUUGGAUUCCAUGACAAUGAAAGCAUUGAAAAACUCAAGCUGUCCAUUGCUGAUGUCGUGUGGGGUGAAGAGCUUCCACAGUCAUGGGCUAUGUUUGAAGCAUUCUUUCGGGAAAAGAAAAUCCGCAAGAUUUUGAGUAGGGACGAACUUCAGUCCUUCAAUGUAACAUUGCCAGAGGGAAUAAAGCUCCAUACUAUUGAAGAUAUGAAUGUCAUGCUGCAGUUCUUCCAUGAUAUCAGAGAAAUUAUACACUUCAAUCAACAAUUCCUCAAUAAAGCUAUUAUUCUCGAUGUUCAGUGGUUUGCAGAUGCAUUUAAAAAUGUAAUAACAGAUAAAAACCAUGCAAAAGAAGAUUUAUUCGAAUUUGCCUCAGAAUGGGACAAAUUCAAUGAAACUGGAGAGUUAGAUGAAACUCUCCUAUCUGCUAUAUGGAGAAUGAACAACAAUGGCUACAUCAAACAUAAAGAUGACAUCUUGCUAUACAUGGAAAAGCUAGGACUCUUAGCUAAAAUGAGUGGCAAUAAAUGGUAUGUUCCCUGUAUGAACAAAAUGCAAUUUCCAGUGACCUACUUUUCAUCAUACCCUGUCUCCUCUAUCCUUUACUAUACGUUUGAUUUUCUUCCUGUGGAAAUUUUCCAUCGUCUUGUAGCAACCUGCAUGCAGAUUCCUUGGGAGAUUUUUUCAGAUGAAGAUCGCGGAUGCGUUUACCAGACUGCAGCUAUUUUUGUGUUUCAUGACCAUCACCAUAAUAUUCUGCUUGGCAUGACUCAAACAGAAAUUCAAUUGCAGGUGUUUGUUGUGGAGGGAGAAGUUGAUGUUUUAACUUGUCACCAGAUUAGAGAAAACAUUGAGAGUAUAUUACACAAUCUCUCUAACACAUUCCAAAAAAAUGCUGAAUUUCAAGUUGGGUUCAAAUGCAAGCCUUCUGGAUUUUGUGACAGGAAAGAAAGUGCUGUCAUAAAGGAAUCAGAGUUUACAAAAGCAAUUUUUCAGUGUCCUUCCUGUCCGGCAAACAAAAAGCAUCCCAUUAACACAAAAGACAUCACAAAAUAUUGGAAACAGGAUAGCCUGUCUGAGAGUGGAACCAAUGAAGACACUGGAACAGAUCCCUCUGUUGAAUUGGUUCUUAAUGCUGUUUCAAGAAAAAUCCGAGGCAUAGGAAUCAGUAUUCUGGAGUGUCUAUUUGAAGUCAAUGUGGAAGUCACUCCCACUCUCAGUUUUGAGGAGAAAGUAUUUAGAAUCUUGUACCAAUGGAAAUCCAAGAAUGCACACAUUGAUCACUUGAGAGAAUUAGAGAGCAUUCUACAGAGAGAAGGUCAAGGACAAGCUGCUGAAUACGUUAGAACAUUUGAUAUUAAGGACUUUGCUUGCAGUGGUGUUGCUAGCCCAGAUCAGAAUGUUUCAGCAACAGAAUUCAAAACAUUAUCCGAAUAUCUCCCAAAAGACUACACUCAUUUUGUCCGAUUUUUAGGGCUUCCUCAAAGAUAUAUCGAACAAAUGGAAGCAGAUGCUUUGAAGAUACAGGAUAAAAUAUAUAAAUCACUUUCAAAGAUACAGGAGGAAUGUCGUUACAUGCUUAGCCGACAGAAGGUUUGCAAUGCAUUGAGAUUUAUAGACAGAAAUGAUGUGAUAGUUGAACUUGGAUGGACAUCACGCAAACGAAAAAGAGAUGACUGAUCGGGAAACCAAAAGUGGAUUUUGGAUUCUUAAAGC
Molecule: messenger RNA, 2406 nt
Organism: Saccostrea echinata
Lineage: Eukaryota; Metazoa; Mollusca; Bivalvia; Ostreida; Ostreidae
Exons: 5
Coding region: 97-2370 (757 amino acids)
Source: RefSeq, a predicted model, not a curated record